GAGUCACAUGACCCGCUGUGAGCUGUAAUGUGAUUUUCACUAUGAGGGUCAGAAAACAGUAAAACCGGCCGCAGCGUUUCUGCAGUAAAAUCUGCAUAACAACAAAAUACAAGGGACAUUUCGAGCUUCUAAACUCGCUUUAUAGAUCUACAUAUACUUUCGAGCAGCGCUGCUUCGAGUUUAAUUUACACAGGACACGAUGUCGGGCAAAGAUCGGAUCGACAUUUUCCCGUCGAGGAUGGCGCAGACCAUUAUGAAGGCUCGUCUGAAAGGAGCUCAGACUGGACGUAAUCUGCUGAAGAAGAAAGCUGACGCCCUUUCCAUGCGCUUCCGGCAGAUUCUUAGGAAGAUUAUUGAGACCAAGACGCUGAUGGGAGAAGUGAUGAGGGAAGCUGCCUUUUCUUUAGCUGAAGCCAAAUUUGCUGCUGGUGACUUUAGCACUACGGUUAUCCAGAAUGUGAACAAGGCCCAGGUCAAAGUCAGGGCAAAGAAGGACAACGUAGCAGGUGUGACUCUGCCUGUGUUUGAGCACUACCAGGAAGGAGGAGACAGUUAUGAACUGACCGGUCUGGCCCGAGGUGGAGAGCAGCUGUCCAGACUGAAGAGGAACUAUGCCAAAGCUGUGGAGCUGCUGGUGGAGUUGGCCUCCCUGCAGACGUCCUUUGUCACUUUGGACGAGGCCAUCAAGAUCACCAAUCGUCGUGUGAAUGCCAUCGAGCAUGUGAUCAUCCCAAGGAUCGAGCGCACCCUUACUUACAUUAUCACUGAGCUGGAUGAGAGAGAAAGAGAAGAGUUUUACAGGCUGAAGAAAAUCCAGGAGAAGAAGAAGCAGCUUCGGGAGAGGACGGAGAAGGAGAUUGCCCAGCGUCUGGCCAAGCUGGGACCCAUGGCUGAGCCGGCCAACAUGCUGAACGAGGAGGCCGAUGAAGACCUGCUGUUUGAGUAAAGCUCCGCCCCGCAGCUUCCAACCCAAAACCCUGUUUAUUCUGUGCCUCUGAGGCCGUAAUCAACACGUUUUUGUGAAAUUGAAAAAGAUUUGUCAUUGUUUUGUGUAUAUGUUGGUGCUUAUGUUUUGUUUUCUUUUGCGCUUUGGGGAGAAGAAGAAUGUUCACGUUACGACAAAAGCAUGUUCACUAGAGCUCCGUUAAAAAAACAAAAAACAAAAAAAACAAACAAAAAAGAAAGGAAGUUGUUGGUAUAUGCUGCCAAUGAAUUUUUCUGUAUAUUAAGUAUGCUGUGUCUGGUCUUGUCUGUGUGAGUGGCUUAUUUUUGAUGACUGAAAAUCACACCUGUAGAAUAGUAAAGGGAUUUGUUCAGAAAUGACCUCAAAAAAUAUCAUUCCAAGUAACUGUACUUGCUCACAUUCUGCUCUGAUCUUCAUCUGAGUGUUGAAAGAAAGCCAGUGUAGCCACCUGUGCAGUUUAUUAUGACUGGAAACCUUCAAAUUCUUGUUUACUCUGAGUGUGGACGGAGGCUGUGGCUGACUGCUGAAUUACACUCUUAAAAAAAGAUGGUUCUUCAAGGGUACUUUAGUAAAGGGAAUGGUUCUGUUUAGAACCAUGAGCUCUAUAUACAACCAUUUCAUGCUUAAAUGGUUCUCUGCAUGGAUAUUGUGUUGUAUAUUGUUCUAUAUAGCACCAAAAAAGAGGUCUGCUAUUGUUACAAGCUUGACAACAGUAGAAGAAUCCUUUUUGGUGCUGUAUAGAACCAUAUAGAACACAUGCUCCAUCAAUCCGAAGAACCAUUUAAGCAUGAAAUAUAGAACUCGUGGUUCUAAACAGAACCAUUCCCUUUACUAAAAAACCUUUUGAAGAACUGUCUUUUUAAGACUGUAGGAUGAGUUUUCAUCUUCACAAUAUCAGUGAAUUCUUCUCUACACACUUAAAAAAGGUGGUUCCUGAAUUGUUCUUUAGUAAAUAUAUUAGUCUAUAUAGUACCAUAAACACUCAAAGGGUUCUUUGCAUGGUGAAAGGGUUCUUCAAACUGAUGGAGAAUGUGCUGUAGAUGGUUCUAUAUAGCACCAAAAGGGUUCUUCUAACAAGCGUCACAUUGUAAAAACAUCAAUCCUUUUCAAAAGGGUUCUGUUCAGAACCAUCAUAUUCUGAAUAUUCACGAUGCAAAUAAUCCAUUAAUCAUGCAAAGAGUUCUUUGAGUGUUUUGUGUACUGAAACUUCUGCAUUCUAACUAUUCUUGUCUGUUGAAUUAACUGCAAUAAAGUGUAUAGAUGGUA
Messenger RNA from Colossoma macropomum (tambaqui), 2230 nucleotides. It is a transcript of the gene atp6v1d, whose product is annotated as ATPase H+ transporting V1 subunit D. The coding region runs from base 200 to 946 and encodes 248 amino acids. Gene Ontology annotation, cellular component: proton-transporting V-type ATPase complex. Gene Ontology annotation, molecular function: proton-transporting ATPase activity, rotational mechanism. Lineage: Eukaryota; Metazoa; Chordata; Actinopteri; Characiformes; Serrasalmidae. The record is from RefSeq and is a predicted model, not a curated record. The transcript is spliced from 9 exons.